UGAGAGCAGCCCUCACAGUUGAGAAGCGAUGGCCAUAGCACUGUGGAAGCUUGCAAUGCCCGACAGCUACCGGUCAGUCAGGAAUCAGUUUGGAGUAGGCAAAUCUAAUGUAGGGGCUGCUGUGCUUCAAGUAGCCAACACAGUCAUUGACCAGCUGCUAUCAAGGGUAUUGACUUUGGGAAAUGUGCAGACCAUUGUGGAUGGCUUUAAUGCUCUGGGGUUCCCUAACUGCGGCGGGGCAAUAGAUGGAACGCAUAUCCCUAUCUUGGCCCUGGCACACCAGGGCGGCCAGUACGUAAACCGCAAGGGAUACUUUUCCAUGGUGCUGCAAGCACUAGUGGGUCACAAGAGAUGUUUCACUGACAUCAGCUUGGGAUGGCCAGAAAAGGUGCAUGAUGCUCGCAUCUUCAGGGACUCUGGCCUGUUUGAACAGCUGCAGGAAGGGAUUUACUUCCCAGACCAGAAAAUUACUGUUAGGGAUGUUGAAACGCCUGUAGUUAUCCUCGGGGACCCAGCCUACCCCUCAGUGCCCUAGCUCAUGAAGCCAUACACAGGCACCCUGAACAGUAGUAAGGAACAGUUCAACCAUAGGCUGAGCAAGUGCAGAAUGGUGGUAGAAUGUGCUUUUGGAUGUUUGAAACCGUGCUGCCGCAGUUUACCGACUCAGUAGACUGUAGAUCUCAGCACAACCAAUAUUCCAAUUGUAAUUGCUGCUUGUUGUGUGCGCCACAAUAUCUGUGAGAGUAAGGGGGAGAUGUUUAUGGAGGGUUGGAAGGUUGAAGAAACUUGCCUGGCGGCCAAUUUCGCACAGCCAGACAACGGGGCAAUUAGAAGAGCACAGCAGGGCGUGCUGCACAUCAGAGAAGCUUUGAAAGCCAGUUUCAUGACUGGCCAGGCUACAGUGUGACAGUUGUGUUUGUUUCUCUUGAA
Messenger RNA from Gopherus flavomarginatus (Mexican gopher tortoise), 930 nucleotides. RefSeq lists its product as uncharacterized. Bases 29 to 535 code for a protein of 168 amino acids. Lineage: Eukaryota; Metazoa; Chordata; Testudines; Testudinidae. The transcript is spliced from 2 exons. The record is from RefSeq and is a predicted model, not a curated record.